Molecule: messenger RNA, 2043 nt
Organism: Eufriesea mexicana
Lineage: Eukaryota; Metazoa; Arthropoda; Insecta; Hymenoptera; Apidae
Product: glycerate kinase
Exons: 4
Coding region: 1-2043 (680 amino acids)
Biological process (GO): protein phosphorylation
Cellular component (GO): cytoplasm
Molecular function (GO): glycerate kinase activity
Source: RefSeq, a predicted model, not a curated record
AUGAGCAAACACGUAAAAAGGAAACCAAGGAAACGAAAGGCACGAUAUAUUGAUCCCUUUCUAGAAGAAGAAAAAGCUAAGAGAAUUGCAGCGAUACAAGAGAAGAGACAAAAGAUAAUAGAUGAAGUUGACUUAUCACUCAAAAGAAGAAGAUUGGACAAAAUAGCCAUUCGAAAUGCACGUUUCGAGAAAGAAGAACGAACUCGACAAAAAGAAAUUAGGGAUUCAAGAAAAACGGGAAGUGACAAGACAAUGUUACAGAUUCGGGAAGAGUUAAGCAGAAUUAUCGAGACUGGUAUAAAGUGUGUAUACACAUCGGUGAUUAUUCCAGAAAAAAUUAAAUACGAUGGUCGAUCGAUCCUGUCAAUAAAAGGAGUAAAAUAUAGACUGAGAAAUAAUUUGCAUAUCGUGGGUUGGGGUAAAGAAGCAGUAACUAUGAGUUCAACGUUCGAACGAAUUGUUGGUAAACAAUUGAAAAAAGGUUGGAUGGUGGUGCCACGAAAUUCCAUUUUCAUGAUGUGGAGCUUCCCAGAAGCUUUUCCUGCACUAGAUAGUCGUAUUACCUACGUAGAAGCUGGAACUGAUGGACAGCCGGAUGAAAAGUCCGUGAAUGCCACUAGGGGAAUUCUACAUUAUUGCAAGAAGUUAAAGAAGAGAGAUCUACUGAUAGUAAUGAUUUCGCAUGAAAUCGAUGACCUUCUAUGUUGUCCGAGAGAAACUAUUACCCUGAGAGAUAAGUUGAGAGUGUUGAGCAGGUUGAAGGCUGCAAAUGCAACUCCUGAGGAAAUUAAUAUUGUGAGAAACAAGCUUUCAGCAAUCAGAGGAGGCGACUUAGCUCGGUUUGCUUAUCCAGCAAGAAUAGUAACCUUAAUCACCUCAGACGUCUCUACAGAGCCAAUGGCUCAACUAUCUGGUGGCCCAUGUGUCUAUGACCCAAAGGAUGAGAAAGCCUUAGCGAUAUUAGUAAAAUACAAAUUACUCGACAAAGUAUCAUUAAGUGUGAGAGAUCUAGUCGAAGAAACUAUACCAUGGACGAUGGCUGCUGACAAGCAAUUAGACGCGAACAAAAAUUACAAAUUUGUUUAUCAAUGCGUGAUAGCCUGCAAUGCAGAUGCCAUGGAAUGCAUGGCAGUCGAGACAUUCAAAUCAGGCCUGUUUCCUAUAAAGCUUAAUUCAACUUGUUUUGGUGAGAUCCAAGAGUUUGCACAGGAAUACGUCAAGAUGGCGUCGUUGAUGAUAUUAGCGGUUGAAGGAAAAAUUACCAAGCUGGAAAUGUUUCAGGAAAUGAAAGAGAGCCCCAUCUGUCCGUUGACCGACGAAAAAGUGCAAGAAAUAUUUCCAGCGAAAGAUAGAUGGGGCUUGGGUCUGUGUCUUCUAUUAGGUGGUCGACCGACUGUCAAUCUUUGUUCUGAACCCGGUCAAGGUGGGCCAAAUCAGGAACUGGCGUUGUACUUUUCGUUGUAUUGGUACUUACGUACCCAGCAGUAUCCAAUAUUGAGAGAGUACACUGUCUGGUUCUUGGGCGGCAGCUCUUAUGGUAAAGACGGUAAUACCGACGCUGUUGGUGCAUUCGGCUACAAGAGCUUGGGUACAGAUAUUUACCCGGAAUACGAUAAAGCACAGAGCGUGUUCCAUAACGCUUAUACCAAAUGGUGGACACUUAAUAAGACGAGAGUACACGAAUCUCAACUUGCGAGUGCACGAAAGGAAAUGCAAGAACUUCUGGUUGAAAGAAACAAAUAUGCCAAAAUACUACCUGGUCGUGUCUUAAAGCAAAACGAUACGAAUUCGUUAUUUUUGAGUAUCAACGACGAAGACGAAUUAUUGCAGUUAAAAACCGGAAAUUAUUAUACAUUUACGAACGUUGGUGAUCUCCAUAUCAUACGAAUUGUACGUUUCCAAUGUAACUGCGACAGUGUUUGCCAUGGUCAUGAAGACAAAAUGUGUACAGACAUCGAGUGCCCGGUUUAUCAAUCACUAUCAGCAGAGGCGCUUUCAAAAUUCCAAUACUGUUGUCGUUUUGGUUCACGGAAAGAAAUAUGA